Messenger RNA from Endocarpon pusillum Z07020, 1287 nucleotides. RefSeq lists its product as uncharacterized. NCBI's taxonomy places the organism in Eukaryota, Fungi, Ascomycota, Eurotiomycetes, Verrucariales, Verrucariaceae. The transcript has 3 exons. The record is from RefSeq and is a predicted model, not a curated record. Bases 1 to 1287 code for a protein of 428 amino acids.
AUGGAUAUCGUUAACCGCGCCUCAGACCUCACCACCAGAGACUUCGGCUUUGGAGGGCAUGGUGCACAUAUUGUCAUUCCGUCCAUAGCCGGGCCUUUACUCGCGGCCGGUCUUGUCUUCAACAGAUUGUACUGGCGAAUUCGCCUUGUUCGAACGCUUGGAAUCGAUGACUUGUGCAUCGGACUAUCACUGAUCUUUCUCUUCGCCUUGGGUAUUGUCAACCUUGUUGGUGUCAAUCAUGGUUAUGGACAGCCGUCAAAUUCACUUCAUCCGGCCGACCUCCAACUAGCCCUUCAGAUGUUCUAUCUCGACCAAAUCUUCUACAAAUUCACCAUCAACUUCACCAAACUCUCAAUUCUGACCCUGUACCUCCGCAUCUUCACUGCACCCUGGUUCGUGCAAACCUGCUGGUGUUGCUUCGCCAUCGUCUGCGCAUACGCCAUAGCCUCCAUACUGGCCACUGUCUUCCAAUGUACUCCCAUCAACUACUAUUGGGAUCACCAUGCCCCCCCUGUGCCUACAAACCACAACCCUGGCGUCAAGAGUUCAGAAUCCCAUCCCCGCUGCAUCAACACAACUGCCUUCUGGCUCGCCAACGCAAUCUACAACAUCUCCACUGACAUAAUAAUUCUAACCACACUUCCCUUCAUGAUCUGGUCUCUCCGCCUGCCCCGCUCCCAAAAAAUCGGCCUGACUUUCGUCUUUGGGCUGGGCAUCUUCGUCUUCGCCACCAGCAUCUUGAGAUCCACAACUCUAGAAAGUGGCAGUAAAGCCAAAGAUCCCAUGGUCGGCACUGUGGCGAGCACGAUGUGGACAAUGAUUGAAGCUAGUACUGCAGUGAUUUGUGCGUGUCUGCCAAUGUGUAGGACGCCGUUACAGAGGACGUGGCCCAGACUUUUUCCGAGCAAGUAUGGGAGUGCGGGCGGUUUGCAGACGCAUACCCCAUCGCAGACGGCGGUUAGCGGGUUGAGAUCUCGAAGGACUUUGGUGGAGACGGAUAGUCCGAAAGUAAAUGGGAUUGGACUUGCAAAUGGCGGCGCUAAGCCAUUACCGAAUUCAGCCCAGAAGCCAAGGGAGAUGAGUGGUGGCAUGUUGGCUGGACGUCAUGGACCAGGUGGUAGGACGUUAGCGGAUAGCGAGGAGGACUUCUCGGACGUUCACUUUGAGGACCUUGAGAUGCAGUCUACUUCUAUGUCUGCUCUUCCUUCGCGGAGUGAGGAUGAAUCGAGGCCGGAGAGGACGGGAAUUAUGGGUGGGGUUGUGCCAAUGAGGAUGAAGCGAUGGUGA